Hevea brasiliensis (rubber tree) is the source of this 993-nucleotide messenger RNA. Its product is annotated as peroxidase 27-like. Lineage: Eukaryota; Viridiplantae; Streptophyta; Magnoliopsida; Malpighiales; Euphorbiaceae. The transcript has 4 exons. Gene Ontology annotation, biological process: hydrogen peroxide catabolic process; response to oxidative stress. Bases 1 to 987 code for a protein of 328 amino acids. Gene Ontology annotation, molecular function: heme binding; peroxidase activity. The record is from RefSeq and is a predicted model, not a curated record. Gene Ontology annotation, cellular component: plasmodesma; plant-type cell wall.
AUGUCUGCUUCGAAGUCAUUUUCAGUUCUUCUUCUCCGAUUCAUCUUUGUAUUAUUUGUGUUUAACCCAGUGAACGCUCAACUGAAAGUAGGGUUUUACUCCAAGACAUGCCCAAGAGCUGAGGCCAUUGUUAAGAGGGUUAUUGAUCAAGUCAUGUCCGUAGCUCCUUCUCUUGCUGGCCCCUUGUUGAGGAUGCAUUUUCAUGAUUGCUUUGUUCGGGGUUGUGAUGGGUCAGUGCUGUUAAACUCUAGUACUCAUCAAGCUGAGAAAGAUGCACCUCCAAAUCAAACCCUUCGAGGAUACCAAAUUAUCGACAGAGUGAAAUCUGCUCUGGAAAAGGCAUGUCCUGGAGUAGUUUCAUGCGCAGACAUAGUGGCUAUUGUGGCCAGGGAUGUCACAGUUGCGACCAAAGGACCUCACUGGGAAGUUGAAACUGGACGAAGAGACGGAAGGGUUUCCAACUUAACAGAAACCUUCAAUAACCUGAUAGCUCCUAUUGCAAAUAUUACUACGGUAAUAGCAAGAUUUGGAGCUAAGGGUCUGAGCAUAAAAGAUGCAGCGGUGCUAUUAGGUUCUCACACCAUUGGUACUUCUCACUGCUCUUCAUUCAAUUCCCGGCUUUACAAUUUCACUGGAAAGGGAAUCAAUAAUGACUCUGAUCCCGCGUUGGAUUCAGAAUAUGUACAAAGGUUGAAAAAUAAAUGCAAGCCAGGAGAUCAAAAUUCACUGGUAGAAAUGGAUCCUGGGAGCUUCAGGACAUUUGAUGCAGACUAUUAUACACUUGUAAGUAAAAGAAGAGGCCUCUUCCAGUCUGAUGUAGCUCUCCUUGACAACAGUGUGUCAAAAGCUUACGUUGAGCUUCAGGCUGCCACCAAGGGAUCCACUUUCUUCAAAGAUUUUGGUGUGUCAAUGGUGAAGAUGGGCAGGGUUGGAGUUCUUACAGGUACAGCAGGUGAAAUCAGGAAAGCAUGCAGCAAGGUUAACUAGACAAAG